Ictalurus furcatus (blue catfish) is the source of this 1109-nucleotide messenger RNA. It is a transcript of the gene atp6v0e2, whose product is annotated as ATPase H+ transporting V0 subunit e2. Gene Ontology annotation, cellular component: proton-transporting V-type ATPase, V0 domain. Gene Ontology annotation, biological process: proton transmembrane transport. The transcript is spliced from 4 exons. The coding region runs from base 91 to 336 and encodes 81 amino acids. Gene Ontology annotation, molecular function: proton-transporting ATPase activity, rotational mechanism. The record is from RefSeq and is a predicted model, not a curated record. Lineage: Eukaryota; Metazoa; Chordata; Actinopteri; Siluriformes; Ictaluridae.
UGCAGGUUCCGCGGAGAGGAGGCGCAUCGGCUCGUGACGGCGGAUGAAAUAAUUGAUUGUGUUUAUUAGAAUAAAGAGAAUAAAGUGAAGAUGGUGUAUCACUCGGUAGCGCUGCCGCUCAUCUGCUUCACCACACUGUGGGCUUUAGUCGGAGGCGUCGCGCCGUUUUUUGUUCCUAAAGGACCGAACAGAGGUGUGAUCAUUACCAGUCUGGUGCUGACGGCUGUGUGCUGCUAUUUAUUCUGGUUGGUUGCAUUCCUGGCACAGGUGAACCCUCUGUUCGGGCCGCAAUUGAAGAACGAGACCAUCUGGUACCUGCGGUACUACUGGGAAUAAAACUGAGGAGUUUAUUGGCUGUAUGCUGACGUCAUUCCCUCGUUCACUCCCUGUACGACGUUCCCUCCUGUGAUGUGACUGAACACACCUCAGCGAGGCUUCAGCGCUGUUUCACUCAAGUGUUUUAUUUAUGUUUGUUUUAUUUCUGAAGGAUCGGUGAUGUGAAUAUGUGUGUGUGUGUGUGUGUGAGAGAGAGAACAGUGACAGUGUUGUGUGCAAUAUUAGUUUAGAGAAACUACUUGAAUGUUUAUAUUCCCCUCUCUCUCUCUCUCUCUCUCUCUCUCUCUCUCUCUCUCUGUGACCAACCUGUAGUGUAUUUACGUAGAGUUAUAUUUGUUUAUUUAUUACAUUAUUUUAUUUUUUGUGAAUGCUAAAUGAUUUCAUGUUGUUACUAUGUGAUGAAUUGUUCAGUAAAAGAUGACGAUAUCUGCACGGUUUCAGAUUUCCUUUCCCCGCAUAUUAACACUAACACUCGUCCCUGUAAACACUCCUUCAUUCCCCGUUCAGUCAUUCCUCGCAGAGUUUAAGGAGUUCAGUUUGCCGUCUAUGUAACUCUGGGUGUUUAUUCUUUUAUUUUUACUCUUCUAUCUGGCUGUUGUUGUUGACAGACUUUUAGUUUAACAUCAUUUUGAAGGUUAAGGAUUAAACUCUCGGUCUGAUUGGCGCUGACGGAGUUUCAGAUCUCUAUGGAAAUGACUCGGAUUUAGGAUCAUUAUCGUGUAUACACUGCUGAUGUCUCUGUAAAACACUGAAUAAAAUCAGGAUGGAUCACA